This is a messenger RNA of Cherax quadricarinatus, 1650 nucleotides long. The record is from RefSeq and is a predicted model, not a curated record. Lineage: Eukaryota; Metazoa; Arthropoda; Malacostraca; Decapoda; Parastacidae.
CCUCACUCUGGCAACACCCUUCACUCAGUCAAGAAGUGUCCACCUCUCUCUCCCUCGUGGGCAUUGCCCCUCCCGGGCCAUGGGCACAACACACAAGCCUGUGUACCCACCACGACUUAACAAUAAAGUAAGAAGCCUCCGAAGACGUGUAUCAUUCAUACACUCCGCUACCAGAACACCAAACAAUCUCGUUAUAAAUGGUGGGAAGCGGUGGUCGCAGCAGUUGUGUUUGCCCAGAGAGAGGAAGGAAGGAAUGAAGUCAUCUUCACUUCAUCAUCCCAUGCAAGAAGCAUCCGUCUCUCAACGAGUUAUCCUGAUGUCGUGUCUGCACGUUUGAGCAUCCAGACACAGGUACAAGCAGGAUCCAGCCGAAAUUUACCGAAUUUCUUCGACCCCACUCUACAGCGUCCCACGCUGUUUCUCAAGUCACGUGUUCAGUGUCACUUGUAUGUUGCUGUUGUUGUUCAGCACAGCACAGCUGUUUCAGCAAGCCAGAGCAGGGUAGCGUGUUUUCAUAGCAGAAGCAUCAGAAAGCAACAUGUUGUUGGAGGCGCUGGUGGCACUGGUGGCACUGGUGUUGGCUUUCCGGGUCUACUACAGGGUCAAUUCCGGUCGAUGCCACUCCCAGACGUCUUUAGUGGGCAAAACUGCAAUUAUCACUGGUGGCAGUGCAGGUAUUGGGAAGUACACAGCCAAGGACCUGGUGCGUCGAGGAGCGAGGGUGAUCCUUGCUUGUAGGAACCUGGAAAAGGCAUGCAAAGUGGCAGCGGAGAUCAGAGAGUCUCCAGGUAGCGUCGGGGAGGUGGUAGUGCGACAUCUGGAUACCUCCGACCUCGCCUCCGUCAGGAAGUUCGCCGAGCAAAUACUCCAGACAGAGACUGCCAUCCAUAUCUUGAUCAACAACGCUGGUAUCCUGGGACCGAAGGAGAAGCAGCUGACCAAAGAUGGAUUAGAACUGACCAUGGUGACCAACCACUUCGGUCACUUCCUCCUCACCAACCUCCUCCUAGGUAGGUCCUCCUCCUAGGCAGGUCUUCCUCCUAGGUAGGUACUCUUCCCCACCUACCUUCUCCUCCUCUUCCUCACAAACCUCCUCUAGUCUCAUUUCCUUCUCUUUCUCCUCAUAAUAAUCAUCAGGUUUCUCCUCUUCAUUACUCGUCUCUUCCUCGUCCUCCUCCUCACAUUCUCUGUGGCGUGUGUGCUGACUAAAUUCCAUUUAUUCUAUAGUCUUUAAACACCCACUGGCAUGCCCUCACUACCAGCCAACUGGUAAUUCAGAGUAUAGCUGUUCUGGGGCCCCUCUGCUGUGUCAGUUGUCCAGUUCAACCCACCAGUGAGAUCAGAACCUGCCUGGCUGUGAGGCAGACUCUCACUUACUCUGGUCUAGUCCACUUUUUCUUCUCUCCGAAUGGAUAGUUGUUCUGUCUUUAUCUUUAUUCUGGCAACUUAACUGUGUAAAUAGUGUACGUACGUAGCAGUAGAGAAAUAAUAUACGGAUUAGAGAGAAACUACUCGUUCUGUGAUCGCCUUGUUCCUUUAUUGCCAAGUUGCUAGUUGUGUUGCUGACUUGGGUUAUGGCAAGGUGCAACACUGCUUCAGUUGCUAUCUGUGUUCGUAAUAGAGCCCUACACAAUUCUUUUUAUUUCUCUU